ACAUUCACACAUACACACACACUCUGCAGACUCCAUCUUGCAAGCUGCACUUGGAAGCUGCCGUCCUUUAAUUAUCUUAGAUGAAAAAGCUUCGACACCCAGUAACGCAACACUGUUGUUAGUAAGUGCUCGGUCAGAAUUUUUCAGAGUGCCAAAGCUGUGUUUUGACAUUUUCGGCCCUUGUCGGGCUCUUUUCUUCUUUCUGCAUGACUGGCAGAGCGCAGACACCUGUUAGCGGGGCCUCCGUGCCCGCCCGAUCUAGGACUAUUAUUGUUGUCAGGAAACAGAUUGUGCUGUUGCCCCAGAAAAAGUUUAUCUACCACUAUAAGAACCUGCGCUGGGCAAAAGGCCGCCACGAAACUUACCUGUGCUUUGUUGUGAAGAGGCGAAUGGGGCCGGACUCCUUAUCCUUUGACUUUGGACACCUCCGCAAUCGAAAUGGUUGCCAUGUAGAGCUGCUGUUUCUGCGCUACCUCGGAGCUCUGUGCCCUGGAGUCUGGGGUAAUGGAGAGCCAGGAAGCAGGGGGCUCAGCUACUCCAUCACUUGGUUCUGUUCCUGGUCUCCCUGUGCAAACUGCUCCAUCACUUUGUCUCAGUUCCUGAGCCGGAUGCCCAACCUUCGGCUCAGGAUCUUCGUUGCCCGCCUUUACUUCUGCGAUAUGGAGGACAGCCGUGAAAGAGAGGGCCUGCGACUGCUGGAGAAAGCGGGAGUGCAAGUCACAGUCAUGAGUUACAAAGACUACUACUACUGCUGGCAAACAUUUGUGGAUCGUAAGAAAAGUCAGUUCAAGGCCUGGGAAGGCCUACAGCAAAACUCUGUCAGAUUGUCCAGGAAACUUAAUCGCAUCCUCCAGCCUUAUGAGAUGGAUUUAAGAGAUGCCUUCAAGCUUCUUGGACUGUGAAAAAAAUAUCUACAGUGGCCCAUCACUACAAUUGCUGAACUGAGACUGAGAAAAAAAAUGCUUUGGUGCAGCAAGGCUUUUGAGACUGAGAAAAGAAAAAAUGUUUUGGCGCAGCAAGGCUUGAA
This is a messenger RNA of Corythoichthys intestinalis (scribbled pipefish), 1027 nucleotides long. It is a transcript of the gene aicda, whose product is annotated as activation-induced cytidine deaminase. The transcript has 5 exons. Gene Ontology annotation, biological process: cytidine to uridine editing. The coding region runs from base 207 to 902 and encodes 231 amino acids. NCBI's taxonomy places the organism in Eukaryota, Metazoa, Chordata, Actinopteri, Syngnathiformes, Syngnathidae. The record is from RefSeq and is a predicted model, not a curated record. Gene Ontology annotation, molecular function: RNA binding; cytidine deaminase activity; zinc ion binding. Gene Ontology annotation, cellular component: cytoplasm; nucleus.